UCACGCCUGGAGGAAGUGCGCGCGCGCGCACACACACAUUGUGCAGCCGAAUUCGUGAAGCCCAGAAAAAAAGGUUCCUUGAUCAGGAGUCAGGACACGCAGAUUUUCUGUCUGUCGGAGGACAACAGGUUUCCAUUUUCUUCAAGGAGCUGAACGUCGCUGCCUGACAGUCAUGACUUCUCAGAGCAGCUAUGGCAGCCACCUACUGUUCCAGACCAUGAACGAUGACCUGAACGCAUCGUUGGCCAGUGCAGACGAGCUCGACAAAGAGUUCAGUUCGAUGCUGAAGGAGGCCUCCUCUGGACCCAUAGACACAAAGCGUCGAUCACAGGUUCCGAAGCACAUCUCUCCACCGUCCAGCACGUUCGACACACUGAGCGGGUCGAGUAGCUGGAAUAACAUCAGCUCUACGUCAACGGCAUACCCAGCUACCGCAUCAACCCUCCACCCGAUGGACUCCAUGAUCACCAUGACCAAAAGUGCACCAACUUCCCCAGUGCCCUCCGUCAGCCAGCUUUCCUCACCCAAGAUCAGCCGGGCCAGUUCGCCUUUGAGCCGUGGUGGUUCUGACGGCUACCCGUACCGCCAGCCGAGCCCGAAGGUUUCGCCUCAAAGCCCGAGAAGAAGCUACAACCAGAGUCCCAGCCGUUUGGCGGGCUAUGUGGACAGGAGCCCGUCCCCCAGACGCGCCGCUCCCUCACACCUGCCCGCGCCCUCGCCUGUACACUCACCCAAUCGGCUCAGCCCCUUCGACGGUCGUAGGUCGCCUCGGCCUGACCGGGGCCCCUCGCCUUUGGCUUUUCAUCAUCCCGUGGUUGAAACACUUCCCCGGAAUCUUGCUUUCAGAAAACCGGAUGAGAGUGUGCAAAAGCAAAAGACUCCUGCCAAGUGGAACGAGACGGAUCUAGACAUGUCCUUCGAAACCAAGCCUCACCACACCUAUGACAAGAGCGAGUGGAUCAGACCAACUGUCCCCAACAGUAACUGGAGAGAGUCCAACCUGGAUGGCCCUCCUCCACCCCCCAGUCCCAAAAAGAAUCAAUUCUCUCCACCUGUCCAAUUCCCCAUCAGUUCCCUACCUCGGAACACUCGGGACAUGGCGUCCCCGGCCCAUCAGUACCAGCCGCAACCCAUCAUCUCCCGCAUUUCCAUCCCGCCUGUUGGCACCCAAUCUCGCCAACGCAGGCCUAUCCCACUGUCCGUCAUCAUGCGUCUCCAGAACCCCCAAUGGGGUGCCACGUCCCGCCGAGUCACACAAGGAGACCAAUGGGAGGCUCCUUACCAGGCUGGCGUAUCCAGGAAUUUCUUUUUCAACCAGGCUACUAUGCAGCAGCCACCUGAACUGAGACAACCGGCCGUGUACAGUGAUGCAUUGAACCCGGGUGACAUUGAUGCUGAGUUGUCCCGACUGGACUUGGUUCACCACAUUCCAGUGAUCCACGAGGGUGAGCCUAGCACCCCUCAGGGCCCUCCGCGACCCCUUAGUCCUACCCGGCUACAGCCCGUGGUGGCCCCUGAGGCUCAGAGCCAGGAGAUCCCCGAUAUAGAGGAGGUGCUGCGCCUCCGCUCAGAGAUCCCUCGACCUCUGAAGAGGCGCGGUUCGGCAGACCAGUCGCGGCCCCUAAAAUCGGCGUCGCAGUACGAGCCCAACCAGUACAAGAAGCUCAUCAACAAGCUCUUCCAGCGCAAGGAGCAGCGGCACAAGGGUGAGGGAGGCAGCGAGAGCAGCAGUUCGUCUGAGGGAGAGGACAACAGUGUUGCACUUCCGCGGCCACAGCCUCCUCAGCCCUCCACCCCCCAAGACUACAGAAACUACCAUUCAAUCCUGAGGGCCAGCCGGGAGCGCAAAAGUUCCGGGAGACGAGCCCGCCUGAGCCCGCUGGUGCUAGCGCUGGACGGAGCGCUUGUGGGCGAGCUGGAGACAGUGCAGCGAGCCGUACAGGAGAUGCCGGACCCAAGCCAGCCGAACGACGAGGGUAUUACGGCGCUCCACAAUGCCAUCUGCGGGGGUCAUUACAAAGUGGUGGACUUCCUGGUUCGCAUUGGUGCCAACGUCAGUUCACCAGACAGCCACGGAUGGACUCCGCUGCACUGCGCAGCGUCGUGCAACGACCGGCCACUGUGUGAGUUUCUGGUGAGGAACGGCGCGGCUGUCAUGGCUAUGACAGAGAGCGACGGGGCCACGGCCGCACAGAAAUGCGACCCAUAUGCUGGUGGCUUUGAGGAGUGUGAGAGCUUCCUGAGAGGCGUGGAGGAGGCGAUGGGCUUGGAGAACAGUGGCGUGCUGUAUGCCCUAUGGAGCUACCCGGCUCAGGCUCCCGACGAGCUGACUUUCCGCGAGGGGGACAUGGUUACAAUCCUGCAGAAGCCCGACGGCUCCGACUGGUGGUGGGCCUCCCUCUGCGGCCGUGAGGGCUUUGUGCCCAACAACUACUUUGGGCUUUUCCCCAAGGUUCGGCCAAAAUCUCUCUCCUAGAUGGGAAAAAUGCACUUGGGUCAAGCAGCGCACGUAAUGUAGUGUGAGUGUUUCAUGCGUUUAAUCAGUCAAGGACAGUUGGAGAACGAGUCUCAGUAUUGUUUUUUUUUCCUCGUUGCUGCCAGUUGCUUUGGACACCACAGUGUAUAUACUCACAUACGCUCAUUAUCGAGGAAUGUCGGAUACAGGUGGGCAAACACAGGAAGUGGGCCUCAUGUUCUAUUGUACUUUUUUUUUCUUAACCAACAGCUUCUCUUUAUUUUAUCCUCUUACUCUGUUAAUUUCAAUACUCAUGUCAACAAGGUUCCAUAUUUUUUUAAAUGUCCAAUUGGGAUGUGAAAUAUGUGUCUGCUUAGUCAUCAGCAAAGAAACUACAAAAAAACAAUGUGUCUUCGAGGGGUCGGAAAUGUAUUUGUUUGUGUAUUGUUUGAUAUGGUUGAAGAUGGUUACUUGUAUUAUAAGAAUACUGUAUUGACUGUUGACACUUUAUGGAAUGCUGUUUAACAAGAGUGCAAUGUCCAGUGCAGACCACAAGGCGGCAUCAUGUAAUAGUCAUACUCCAUACCGUGGUCCUCUGUAAUGUGAUUAAUGAAAACUUUUUUUUUUCUUUU
This is a messenger RNA of Hippocampus zosterae (dwarf seahorse), 3087 nucleotides long. It is a transcript of the gene ppp1r13l, whose product is annotated as protein phosphatase 1, regulatory subunit 13 like. Lineage: Eukaryota; Metazoa; Chordata; Actinopteri; Syngnathiformes; Syngnathidae. Gene Ontology annotation, molecular function: transcription factor binding. The coding region runs from base 173 to 2476 and encodes 767 amino acids. Gene Ontology annotation, biological process: positive regulation of cell differentiation; regulation of transcription by RNA polymerase II. The transcript has 13 exons. The record is from RefSeq and is a predicted model, not a curated record.